AUGGAUCUCGUUGCCGGCGUCCGAAAAGAAGGCAGCCGCGGCGGCCGCGGCGACUUCAAAUGGUCGGACGUUAAAGAUUCUUCACAUCGCGAAAACUACCUUGGUCAUUCUCUCAUGGCACCUGUUGGACGAUGGCAACAGGGUAAAGACUUACAAUGGUACACGCGCGGAGAGGAUGACCCAGAGGAAGCGGCCAGAAAGGGACGAGAGGAGCGACAGCGCGUCAAAGCUGCGGAGGAGGAGGCCAUGGCUCGGGCUCUGGGUCUUCCAUUACCAUCCCAGAACGCGAACCUGAUGCCGUUAGGGGGGGAGGAAAGACCGGCAACUAGCGGGAAUUCAGAUGAGAAGACAACAGGUAUGGGAGGGAACAAUCAGUUCAAUUAUACCGUGCAUUUGGCUGAUGAGCUGGAGUAG
This is a messenger RNA of Aspergillus nidulans FGSC A4, 414 nucleotides long. RefSeq names its product MMtag domain-containing protein. Bases 1 to 414 code for a protein of 137 amino acids. The transcript is spliced from 2 exons. The record is from RefSeq and is a predicted model, not a curated record. NCBI's taxonomy places the organism in Eukaryota, Fungi, Ascomycota, Eurotiomycetes, Eurotiales, Aspergillaceae.